Molecule: messenger RNA, 5527 nt
Organism: Microplitis demolitor
Lineage: Eukaryota; Metazoa; Arthropoda; Insecta; Hymenoptera; Braconidae
Gene: Oseg2
Product: intraflagellar transport protein 172 homolog
Exons: 5
Coding region: 1-5229 (1742 amino acids)
Biological process (GO): intraciliary transport
Cellular component (GO): axoneme; intraciliary transport particle B; ciliary basal body
Molecular function (GO): protein binding
Source: RefSeq, a predicted model, not a curated record
AUGAUUUUAAAAUAUUUAGGAUGUGUAUUGGCUGGUAAUGAGAGUGAAAAUCGUGCUGUCAGUAUUGCUUGGUCGCCAAAUAAUUUAAAAUUAGCAGUUGCUUUGGCAGAUAGAUCUAUUUAUCUUUUUGAUGAGACAGGAGUUAAGAAGGAUCGUUUCUCUACAAAACCUGUAGAUUCUAAGUAUGGAAAAAAAAGUUAUGUUGUAAAAGCAAUAGCAUUUUCUCCGGAUUCAACUAAAAUUGCUGUUGGACAAACAGAUAAUAUUGUUUAUGUAUACAAAAUUGGUGAAGAUUGGGGUGAAAAAAAAGUUAUUUGUAACAAAUUUGGGCAGAGCUCAUCAGUAACAUGUAUGAUCUGGCCAACAGAGGGUCCAAUAAUUGUCGGUUUGAGUGAUGGAAAAGUUCGUGUGGCUAUUUUAAAAGCUCAUAAAACACAAACACUUUAUACUGCAGAUGCAAUGACAAUAGCUUUAGCAUCAAAUGAAAAAAAAUCAGGAUUUUUAUCAAGCCAUGCCGAUGGAAGUAUUAUACGAUAUAAUUUAAAAAGUGAUGGUGUCACUGAACCCUCAGGUAGAAUCUUAACUCACGGAGUACCUGCGUAUGCUUUAGCUUGGCCAAAUGAUCAUAUUUGUGCCGGAGGUAGUGACAAAAAAUUUAUAUUCUACGACUCUCACGGUAAAGUAAUUAAAACUUUCGAUUACUCGCGCGACAAUACGGACAAAGAGAUAACAGUAGCAUGCUGCAGUCCAAGUGGACAAAGUGUAGCUAUUGGAUCAUGGAAUCGAAUUAGAAUAAUUGAUUGGAGUCCACGUCGUGCUGUUUGGGAAGAAACAAAUACUCGUGUACUGCCAAAUUUCUAUACAGUGACGGCCUUAGCAUGGAGACGAGAUGGUUCGCGUUUAAUAAUUGGAGGUCUUUGCGGUGUCAUUGAACAAUUUGAAACUGUUUUGAAACGUGCCAUGGUAAGAGGAAGUCACGAAGUUGCUUACGUAGGUCCUAGUCAAGUUGUCGUACGAUCCUUAAGUGGUUCAAACCGUCCAGUCAGUAUUAAAUCUUACACAGGAAGUGAGAUUGAAGAUGUAAGAAUUCUAGGCCGUAGGGACAAUCAUAUAAUAGCUCGCACCAGUUCAACUUUACUUAUCAGUGAUAUUACGUUGAAUUUACUGAGUGAAAUACCCUGGGAAGAUAAAUCAAAUAGUGAAAAAUUUUUUUUCGAAUAUCCUGGUGUCUGUUUAAUAUUUUCCUCCGGAGAACUGACAAUUGUCGAGUAUGGAAAAAAUGAAAUACUUGGAUCAGUAAGAACUGAAGCUGUUAAUCCACAUGUUGUAAGCGUGCGCAUAAAUGAACGACAGGUUCUAGGUAUGCCAGAAAAUAAACGUCUUGCUUAUUUACUGGAUUCUCGGACAGUACGAAUCGUUGAUUUAAUAAACGGAGCAACAAUAAGUAUUAUUGCUCAUGACGCACGUGUAGAUUGGCUGGAGUUGAGUGAAACAGGUCACAGAUUAUUGUCACGUGACAAAAAAGCUCGACUGUGGUUGUGCGAUGACAAAGGCAGCAGGAUAUUACUGUUGACUGGAACGGGUUUUGCUUCAUGGGUGCCUGGAAGUGAUGUAGCUGUUGCUCAGACUGGUGACAAACUUGCAGUUUGGUACAAUGUUGACGCACCGGAAGCAUCGACACUUAUUUCUAUACGAGGUGAUGCAGUAGAUAUUGACCGUGAUGAUGGAAAGACAGCAGUUAUUGUUGAAGAAGCUGGUUCUCGUGUGAAUUAUCCAUUAGACGAAGGGUUGAUUGAAUUUGGCACAGCUUUGCAUGAUAAUGAUUUUGGUCGAGUUAUUUUAUUUCUUGAGGACUUGGGCGAUAGACCGGAAGCUGAAGCCAUGUGGGAAAACGUUGCGCGCAAUGCUAUGACUGAGAGAAAAUUUUUAAUAGCUGCUAGAUGUUACGCAGCACUAGGAGACGUGGCCUACUCGAGUUUUUUAAAAGAUAUUGUGAGGAUUGGUGAAGAGUAUCAUCAAGAAACGGGUAAUGAUCCUCUGACAAGUCCUGAAUGUUGGGCUAAAUUGGCUAUUUUAAAUGGAGAAUUGAAAACAGCAGAAGCGAUUUAUCUUGAACAAAAUGAAUUAGACAAAGCAUUGGAAAUGUAUCAGAAAUAUUGGCACUGGGAGGAAGCCUUGGAUUUAGCUGAGAAUCGAGACUGGCCUGGAUUAAAAAAUCUUAAGGACAAACAUUUAGCUUGGCUGCUUAACAGUGGGCAGGCAGCUCGAGCAGCUGUGAUAAUUGAAUCCGAUGAUCCACGUCGUGCUGUCAAACUUUUUUUGGAUGCUGGACGUGCAGGUCGUGCUGGACGACUUCUUUUGUCAAAUGAAUCUCUAUUAGAAGACUCUAAAAUCACUGAUGAGGUUGUCAAAGCACUUAAGUCAUCAGACUUGAUGGAACUAGCUGGAGAAAUUUUAGAAAAAACAAAUGACACUUCUGGUGCUAUCAAGUGUUACCAAGAAGCUGGAAUUUUUGCACGAGCUCUAGAUUUGGCAAGAUCUGUUGAGCCAAAUUCUGUUGUAAGUAUUGAAAAAGAUUGGGGUCAUAAUUUGGCAACAGCUGGGCAUCAUGACGCAGCUAUAAAUCAUUUUAUUGAAGCCGGUGAAAUAGCAUCGGCUUUGAAUUCAGCGAUAAAUGCACGUCAGUGGCGUAAAGCUCUUCAAAUAGUUCAGGUAAUUGACAGCGAGGAUCCAGCAAUCCAAGAAAAAUGUCAUAAGCUUGGUGAAUAUUGUGCAUCAAAUGGUGAUACUAAUUUAGCUGAGAAUUUAUUUUUACGCGCUAAAGAUCCAAAACGUGCUAUUGAAAUUCAUAUAAAAACAAAUAACUGGUCACGAGCUUACGAGGUUGCGAUGGAACACAUGGAGUCUACUGAAGCCGUUAAAGUUUUAACAGAACAUGCUGAAAAAUUACAAGAAUCCGGUAACUUUCGUUAUGCUGAAGCAUUGUUUGUUGCUAUUGGUGAGUACGACGCAGCUAUUGCGAUGUACCGUCGUGCUGGUCAUCGGCAUGACAUGAUUCGGCUGGUUGCUGAAUAUCGUCCGGAUUUAUUGAAAACUACUCAUGCAUAUUUAGCACACGAAUUGGCAGCAGCUGGUAAAGCACGUGAAGCUGAAGAACAUUUCAUUGGAGCUGAAGACUGGAGAGGAGCAGUGACUGCUUACAAGGCAGCUAAUUUAUGGGAAGAUGCUUUAAGAGUUGCUAAGCAGGCGUCUGGUGAUACUGCAGCUCAGCAAGUGGCGCUAAUGUGGGCCCGUACUCUAGCACCGGAAUUGGGUGCUCGACUUUUGAUCCGACUUAAUUAUUUUGAUCCGUGUCUACUGAUGGCCUGCGACGCUAAUCUAUUUGACUGGGCACUGGAGGCUGUGAGAUACGGAACUCCAGAACAGCAGCAAGAAGUCCAUUACAAGUAUGCUAUGGCACUGGAGGAUGAAGGAAAAUUUGCUGAAGCAGAAAAAGAAUUUAUCAGAGCUGGAAAAGCUACUGAAGCUGUACAAAUGUAUAUUCAUACGAGAGACUGGGAUGCUGCGGAAGAAGUUGCUCAGUCAGUAAGUCAAGAAGCCGUGGCGCAGGUUCUGGUUGCCAGAGCUGCUGAAGCUGUUGAUAAUAAAGAUUAUGCGUUUGCUGAGUCACUCUUACUGCGAGCUCACAAGCCUGAAAUAAUUAUUGAUCAUUACAAGUCAGCAGGAAUGUGGUCAGAAGCGAUGCGAGUUUGCCGUGAGUAUCUUCCAAGUCAUGAGGCAGCUUUUCGUCGUGAAUUAACACACAAAAGUUCCGGAAUAGAUGGAACAAGUAGUUUAGAUGAAGCACGACGUUGGCUAGAAACCGGAGAAGUUCGUACUGCGUUAGAUAUUUUAAUAAUCGAUGCAUCACGUCCAGCACUAAUCCAAGCAGCAGAUAUUUUAUUAAACCAAGCAGAUCCUGAAACGGCUCUUCAAGUUGGCGGGGAGCUGGGUUCUAAGUUAGUUGUUACAGGUGAACACGCAUUAGCAGCUCAGGUUUAUCUUCAAGCAGACAAAAUGAAGGAAGCUAUUAAUGCACUAGUGUCAAUUGGAGAUUGGAUGAGAGCUCGACGGAUUGUUCACGAACUUGCACCAGACUUAGAAUCUUAUUUAGAUGACAAGUAUCGCGAGAGUGCACGAGACAGUGCUAUUACUAUGACUGAUAGCGAUCAAAGUGGACGAGGAGAACGUGAUGCUGAUAAAUCUUUGGAAAACCUUGCUCGUAAAGGACAAUGGAUCCAAGUAUUUGAAAUAGCCAGCACAUUAAAUACUGAAGUCUUGCAUAAAUACUUAGCACAACGUGCUGCUCAAUUACUUAAAUCUGGAACACCAGAACCUGCUUUGCAAUUAUAUUCACAAUACGGAGCACCUCCUAUUGCCCAGUACCAUAAUCUUUAUUAUCGUUUAGCUGAAAUGAUUUUAAAUUUGUAUGAAGGAUCUCCCGAAUCACGAUACACACGUUUAUCACAGCUGCGUACUUUUUUACUGGGCCUUACAAAACAAAUAGAAGGUUCGUCAGCAAGUGAAGAAAAAUUUGGAAGAUUACUUCAAGCUACUCAUUACUCAGCUGUAAAAUGCGCCUGCCAGUUGUUUCCAAAUCUUGCUAAUCUUGUUACCAAGACAUCAGUCUCUCUUCUGAGAUACACAGACGUUUUACUUGCUGAUCGUUGUUACUACGAAGCAGGAGUUGAAUUACGUAAAUCUGGAUCACACAGCGAGGCUUUUGUCUUCCUAAAUCAUUUUUUAGAUCUCGAAGAAUGCAUAGAAGAAGGUGAUGGAAGUAUUUUAGAUGUUGAUGAUCUUCGAAUCACUGACUUCCCACUAGAAGUUCCCCUUCCUGGGACACUCAGUCUGGCGCAAGAAGAGCGAGAAGAUGUGCGCGAGUGGGUGCUGGCUGUGUCAAUGGAUCAGAAAAUUGAACAGGGUCUGCCAGUUGAUCAGCGAGGAGUCUACAUCGGGUCUCUCACCUGUCCUGCAAAUGGUUCAGCUCCACUACAACCUUGUGCUUUAACUGGAUAUCCAAUUCGUGCUUCUGUUGUCAGGUUUGAAGGAAGUAAUCGCGUUGUUGAUCGCGAUGAUUGGAAUAAACUGAUGAAUGCUGCACGACAAGCUCCCUCUGAAUCACCACUCAAUGACGUCUUAGUAUUUGUACAAGAAUGGUGUGGCUCAUUACCUAGUUUUACAUUUUAAUUUUUUUUAUUUACUGAAAACUUACAAUCUAUCCCAGGAUAUUAAUUAAUUUAGAUGUCGUAGGUUUUUAUUGACCAUCCAGUGAUGUUUUUUUCAGUUUUGACAGAAACGAGAUCUAUUGGUUUGAAUAUUUUUAAUCACUUAACUUUUAAGCUACGGUCCAGUAGUUAAGUUGCUAAUUUAUUCGUAUGUUAAGCCAAUUUUACGGUGUCUGGUGUCUUAACACUGAACUUCUUCCUUGACGGUCGUCAUAUAGAGGUCUCUAUGCAGGGUAUUGUUGGAUACGUACCAGGGUACG